Messenger RNA from Zymoseptoria tritici IPO323, 339 nucleotides. RefSeq lists its product as uncharacterized. Lineage: Eukaryota; Fungi; Ascomycota; Dothideomycetes; Mycosphaerellales; Mycosphaerellaceae. The annotation marks the transcript as partial. The transcript has a single exon. The record is from RefSeq and is a predicted model, not a curated record.
CCCAACAUGCAGCUCAUCCGCGCCGCCCACUCUUCCUCCACUCCUUCCAGACAUCCUACCGAAACCUUCACCGGGACGGUGCACAUGGACCCGAUCUUCAAAGCAUCCGACUGCAUGGGCAACAACGUCUGCUUCACACCCGGUGCACGCACAUUCUGGCACACUCACGAGCGCGGCCAGAUACUGACGGUGACGAUGGGAUCCGGACUGAUCUGCUCGAAAGGCGAGAAGCCGAGGCGAUUGAUGGUAGGCGACGUGGUGCAUAUUCCUGCGGGAGAGACGCAUUUGCAUGGAGCGGGGAAAGAUACUGUGAUGGGCCAUAUGGCGAUUUCACUUGGU